AUGGAUUUCACCACGUCCAUGGAUCUCGUGAAAAGAGGGCACUACGACGACCGGUUCAGAUUGAAGUCGGGCCAGGCCGCGACCAGCACCAUGAUCCUCGGCGCAGAAAUGCAUCUGGACAAGUUCGAGAAAAUCCUGGCUCAGCUGCGCCAGACAGCAGACUACCCGGACCCCGGGCUUAAUCCGUGCGACCUGCCCUACGAGCGCAUGGUGCUGGUCCAGCUGGACGGCUAUCUCCACAGCUACAGGAACGAGAUCGAGAUGAAGAAAACGCGAUUGAAGCUGCUCACCCCGGACAUGAUCAAGCAGGAGCUGCCGUCGGACGCCAAUCUGCGGGACUUCCUCAGGCGCGUGCAGCAGUACGUGCCCAGAAGUCUGCGCGAGCCUUUGGAAGAGCGCUACAGGCUGUCGGAGCUGCUGGGCGCGAAGCGGAAACUGGAGCCCGACCACUCGCUGAAGGAGAGCCAGGAGAGCAAACGGGCUGUUCCGUCUUUCAAGCCGCACACACCCAAUUUCGUCGACACGAACGAGGUGCUGGACCUCGUGACUGCGCCAGAGGCGUUGCCGGAGUACUCUGAGUGUCCGCAAGUGCGGCUGUGGCAGCUCGACUCGAUCGACGCAGACGUCGUCCUCGUGUCGGCACAGAUCGUCGGCUAUGUUCCUCCGCAGCUGCCGCUGCUUGCGCAAAACACAAAGAACCAGCUUGUCAUAGUCGACGACUUCAAGGUGUACAUAUCGUCGGAGGACGGCUCGGAGCAGUACGCGGUCGAGUUUGAGGACACGGACGCGAUCCUGCGGUUCUACGGGCUCGACGAGCUCGACGCACGCACGCAGGAGCACAUCAAGUUCCACACGAUGCGGGCCGUCAACAAGGUCUGUACGAUGGCUCUGCGGCGCGUACACAUCGCCAACUCUAUUUGCAGCUACUCGGCCUGGACGUUUGCCGAGCCGCUCAAGCGGAUCACGAGAAAAAAUAGCUGA
Molecule: messenger RNA, 981 nt
Organism: Ogataea haglerorum
Lineage: Eukaryota; Fungi; Ascomycota; Pichiomycetes; Pichiales; Pichiaceae
Exons: 1
Coding region: 1-981 (326 amino acids)
Source: RefSeq, a predicted model, not a curated record